AAUCACAACAGUCGCAGUCACCGUCGACGAGAACCCAGAGCAAUCCAGCCGGAAUGGAGAAGAUCGUCGCAAUCCUCGGCCUUGUGGCCUUAGUGGCCGGAAACCCCGUGGACCGGGCAAUCGGGUCGCUCGAUCUGAGAUUAGACGGCCGCAUCGUCGGCGGCGAGGCGACUGUGAUCGAGCAGGCCCCGUACCAGGUCAGCCUGCAGCUCUCCGGCAGCCACUUUUGCGGCGGGAGCAUAAUAGCGAAGAACUGGGUGCUGACCGCGGGCCACUGCGCCACCUACGGGGCCAGCUCCUACCAGAUCAAGUCCGGCGCGACGCAUGUCAACCAGGGCACGCUGCACCGAGUGCAGCAGGUGAUCAGGCACAAGGGCUACAACAGCAACUCGCACGGCGUGCCGAACAAUGACAUCGCGCUGCUGAAACUGGUCGCCUCGGACGCGUUCGAGUUCAACGAUAAACGCAAGGCUGUCAGCCUAAAUCAGGGCGAUUCCGCGCGUCUGGUCGGCAAGAACGGCCUCGUCACCGGCUGGGGAACCACCAACUCCGGCACCCCGAAGAUCCUGCAGAAGGUCACCGUGCCCUUAGUCAAGAAGGACGUCUGCAACAGGGCCUACGCCAGCUGGGGAGGCGUUCCAACCGGGCAACUCUGCGCCGGAUACGACGCGGGCGGCAAAGACUCCUGCCAAGGCGACUCUGGCGGUCCAAUGGUUGUCGACGGAAAGCUCACCGGCAUCGUUUCCUGGGGCAAGGGCUGCGGCACCCCCAAAUACCCCGGAGUCUACACCGACGUGGCCUACUACCGCGAAUGGAUCCGACAGAACAGCGGCGUUUAAACGAUACCGGACGACGAUACCAGAAAACGAUACCUCGAGAACGCGGCCGCCGGCGUUAACAAGAUGACGCGACCGAUGCAUCGAACAACCACGGGCGAACACUCGGCUUACCCUAAGUCCCGAUCGCCAGGACUUACGGUAAGCCGAUUUAGCGAUGCCUCGCAGUAGCUUUAAGAAUAAAGUAUGAACCACGACAUUAUUUAUAAGCGCAUGCGAUAGAUGGAAAAGCGGAGCAACCCUUGCAAUGCGUGUCCUGUGUAAAUAGACACAAUCUUGCCAAUAAAAAUGACCUAUUGUUAACUA
This is a messenger RNA of Megalopta genalis, 1142 nucleotides long. Its product is annotated as trypsin-1. Gene Ontology annotation, molecular function: serine-type endopeptidase activity. Gene Ontology annotation, biological process: proteolysis. The record is from RefSeq and is a predicted model, not a curated record. Lineage: Eukaryota; Metazoa; Arthropoda; Insecta; Hymenoptera; Halictidae.